AUGGCCAUCUUUUCUUGGAGAAAAAUGGGCAAUUGUUUAGGCCAUUGUGUUAUUAGACCUCCCUUUAUAGGUUCUUGCAUUAGAUUUCCUGAAACCAAGCAUGAGGAAGUUUUGCAGGUUGUCAAAACAGAUGGAAAGGUUUUGGAAUUCAGCAAUCCAAUUCUUGUCAAAGAUAUCUUGGUAAAUUUUUCUGGUUCAGGUAUUGGUCUGACAAAGGAAGCUAUAGAGCAUCUGCCACCAAGUUAUGAGUUGAAGCUUGGAAAUGUUUACCAUAUUCUUCCUCCAGCUCCAGUGAUUUCACCUGUGGUUGACAGAGAAGAAGAAGCAAGUGGUGGUGUCAAGAGGAUUAAAGUUGUAAUAACAAAGCAGCAACUUCAGCAGCUUUUGACAAAGGAAAUAUCUGUUGAGGAGGUCCUGUUGGGGCUAGAGCAGAAAAGUUCUUCUCUUGAUUCUCCAAGAAAUUGGAAGCCAAAGCUGGAAUCAAUCCCUGAAGGAUUCGAGUAG
This is a messenger RNA of Dovyalis caffra, 504 nucleotides long. The record is from the annotation of a GenBank genome assembly. NCBI's taxonomy places the organism in Eukaryota, Viridiplantae, Streptophyta, Magnoliopsida, Malpighiales, Salicaceae.